CCGUGCUCUUGCUGAGCGCUAUGAUAACGUGACUGGGGAAUUGCGCAAGGGUCUUGCGCUGCAGUCUCAGGGCUCUGGUAUAUCCGAAACUGAUUCCGAGACACAAUCAACUUCAUCGUGUCCAGAGCCUAACAUGGAACAGAACACAGCAAAACCGAAGCGUGAUGUGCUCCUUGGUUCUGGUGGGAGCUCAGACAUUUCCAAGAAGGAGAGUGAUGGAUCAUCUUCUUCUUCUUCAGAUUCUGAUUCAGAGGUUGACGAGGCAAGUGAAGAAAAUGGCAAUGGGAUUUCUUAUAUAAGUGAUGAACGGAUUGCUGAGCUGGAAGAUGAGCUUCAGGAAGCAAGGCAACAAAUUGAGGCGCUUGAGGUAAAGAACAUGCACUGCCAGUGUGAGAAACUUGAAGAGAGUCUCAAACAAGUUAGCAAUGAAAAGGAAGAUCUGGUAGCUGCAAUUCUGGCAAGCAAGAAUGAGGUCGAGGAUCUAAAAGGAGACAUGGUCUCGGCAGCUAAACAUUUUGAAGCCCAACUAGUGCACCGUGACCAUGAGAUUGAGAAGUGCAAGCAGGAGGCUGAGCAAGUUUCUGAAAAGUAUUUCCAUGAGAAAUCCACUCUCGAAUCUGAAAUCCAAAGGCUCCAGGAAGUUGUUAAGAGUUUUGAAGAGAACCUAACAAAAGUUGCUGAUGAGAAAUUGCAGCUUGAGGCCCAGCUAAAGGAACUUGAACAGACUUCUAAUGAUUUAGAUGACUCUUCUGCUGAGAUUAUAAAGCUACAAGAAAUAAUCAAGGAUCUGCAAGAAAGAUUGGAAAAUGACUCAAACGAGAAGAGUGUACUUGAGGAACGUGCUAUGGAGCUGGAGCAAGUUCGUAGGCAGUUAGAGGAUUCAAGAGCUGAGGCUAGUAUGGAGCUACAAACUACAAUUAAGAACCUGAAUCAAGUUCUUCAAGAGAAAGCAGAACUUGAGAAUCGUAUGAAGGAUGCGGAGCAGGCAACCAGCGACCUAAACUCCCUGGUCGCUUCCCUCGACGGCAAGCUGAAAGCCACAGAGGCGCAGCUCGAACAGCUUCACGCGGAGAGAGCAGAAGCAAUCCUCGAGAGCGAGAAACAGGUAUCCGAGCUGAACCAAGCCAUCGCCCGUCUCAAGACGCAGCUGGAGCUGCUGUCUUCGGAGAAGGCCGCAGUCGAGAACAAGGCGUCCGCUCUGCUGACCGAUGUCGCCGUUCGCGACGAGAAGCUGAAGGAGACGGACCGCCACCUGCACCAGCUGCACCUGGAGCACGUCGAGCUGAUCGGAGCGGCGGACGCCGCGCGGGAAGACGCGUCGGGCCUGCGCUCACGCGUGCGCGAGCUCGAGGUGGAGGUCGAGAGGCAGAGGCUCAUGGUGGCAGACAGCGCGGAGGGGAAGCGCGAGGCGAUCAGGCAGCUGUGCUUCUCGCUCGACCACUACCGCCACGGGUACCAGCAGCUCCGGCUGCUCCUGCAGGGCCACAGGCGGCCCCGGCCCAUGGUGAUGACAGCGUGAUGAGUUGAAGUGGUUGUUGUCCUGGAUGUUGGGACUUGGGAAGUAUGUCGAAACUCUUGACUUGAAGCUGCUGCUUCUCGGUGUGUUGUCCUGACGACAUGAGUGAGUUUCUAUCUGGAUGAGCGGAUGGUAGGAGGAAGUCGAAACUCUACAUAGUUCGAGGAGAGCUUGUGCUCUGUAGUUACUUUGCACUGCGGAGUUACUCGUCAAUUUGUGCUGUGUGAUGUAAGGAGCUAGCUAUCACGGUGUUCCCUUCUUUAUUCUCUCAGUUCGUGCUCAUUGUUGGUUUGCUGAAGUGAAGUGGGAAGUGGGAACGACGAAUUCUUCGAGUGCUG
Molecule: messenger RNA, 1854 nt
Organism: Zea mays
Lineage: Eukaryota; Viridiplantae; Streptophyta; Magnoliopsida; Poales; Poaceae
Exons: 1
Coding region: 134-1519 (461 amino acids)
Cellular component (GO): vacuolar membrane
Source: RefSeq, marked validated